AUGUCGUCGUCGCGCGUCCCUGAUUCAGUCAUGUACCUUGUUCCCUCAUGGGACACUGUUCAUGCCAAAAGAGGCAAAGAGUGGACUCUGCACGCUCCCGGAAGAAGCAGGGUCGUGAAAGGGUUAAAGCACCUAGAGAAGUUCGGUAUCCCCGGAGUUAUAGGAUUCGUCGAUGGCACAGAGGUGGCCAUUGUCACUCCACCUCGAGACAUGAACCCCCAAGGAUUCUGGAUUAGGAAGCACCACUGGCGCUAUCCGCGCCAACUCGACAACAAGGCUAGCGACGCUGACCUCAGGAUUCUUUCAGUAAACGCAAGUUUCCCUGGGGCGAAUCACGACGCAUUCAUUUGGUCAAAUUGGGAUUCGGCAUGUCCUAGGGAGCCUUGGGUGCUGCUCACCCUGAUCUUGAAUACACUCCCUAACUCACCGGAGGAACACUAUACGAGCCUCCAUUGUAAAGCCAGAAAUUGUAUCGAAAUAUGCUAUGGUGUACUAAAAGCUCGCUUCAGAUGCCUCCUAAAAGAGCGUGUUCUAAAUUACCAUCCAUCUAAAGCAGCAAAGAUUGUAAAAGCAUGCUGCGUCCUCCACACCAUGGCCCAACUGGGUGGACUUCCAGAUGAUGACGUCCUUGUCGAGGAGGGGGAGGAGGAUGGAAUUCCCUGGGUACCCAACGAAGCUGAGGCCAUGCUGCUGGAGGCUGAAGAAGAAGCAGACGAGGAGCUGCUGGUGCAGGUCGACAAUGAUGUGCAGAGAGUGGGGAUAGCUUCCUCAACAUUUGCAGUUUUAGUCAACUUAAGGCAGUAUAUGAGUGGUGCUCCUAACAGCUAG
Molecule: messenger RNA, 828 nt
Organism: Frankliniella occidentalis (western flower thrips)
Lineage: Eukaryota; Metazoa; Arthropoda; Insecta; Thysanoptera; Thripidae
Product: putative nuclease HARBI1
Exons: 6
Coding region: 1-828 (275 amino acids)
Source: RefSeq, a predicted model, not a curated record